AUGAGAAGUCAUUAUAUUCUCUCCCUCAGGUACUUGUAUGAAUUUGCCUGGAGACACAGGAACAUCCCAGCAGGCUUUGUGCUUAAUGUUACUCAAAACUAUGUGAGAAUGGUAGAGAGAUGUUGCCGCCCUGCUACCAAGAACUCUUGUUUCUUUUUACAGCGGCUCCAGCUGACAGGCUUAAAUGUUUUUCUAAGGUUUCUCUCCAACGUUUGCAACAACCAGAAUAUAAUAUCUUACAGAUAUGGGCUGUCUGCAUAUGGAAAUCUCUUAGGAGGAUCCUUUGAAGAGGUAUCAACUAUUUCCAUUCAAUUCCAGUCUGGGCUAGAUAAAUGUUGUUUACAGCCCCAGCGUGAUUGUAAAAUUGAAGAGCUAACAAGCUUUCAGAAGGUUCUCUGCAAUGAAUCAAAACUGGAUGCCAUGACUGAGGAAUUCAGCGGGUGCUGCAGGAAACCUGCCCUGGAUACGCUUCCCUGUGUGGAUGCCUUGACAAGACAACCACGUCUGUCUUGA
Molecule: messenger RNA, 513 nt
Organism: Triplophysa rosa
Lineage: Eukaryota; Metazoa; Chordata; Actinopteri; Cypriniformes; Nemacheilidae
Gene: gc
Product: GC vitamin D binding protein
Exons: 5
Coding region: 1-513 (170 amino acids)
Biological process (GO): transport
Cellular component (GO): cytoplasm; blood microparticle
Molecular function (GO): vitamin D binding
Source: RefSeq, a predicted model, not a curated record